Messenger RNA from Papaver somniferum (opium poppy), 1057 nucleotides. RefSeq lists its product as uncharacterized. The record is from RefSeq and is a predicted model, not a curated record. NCBI's taxonomy places the organism in Eukaryota, Viridiplantae, Streptophyta, Magnoliopsida, Ranunculales, Papaveraceae. Bases 242 to 676 code for a protein of 144 amino acids. The transcript is spliced from 3 exons.
UCUUUAUUCUAUAUAUCCUGGUGCUCUUUCCUCUUCCUUCUUUAUCCUCCAAAUUAGAGAAAUCUCAGAGUCUCGAAAUCUAAACCCUAAGGAUUCCAAUUCCCCCAAAUUCAAUCUCAAAACCCUCCAAUUUCUCCCCAAAAUGUAUCGAAUUAGUCGUUCAUUCUUCUAAUCUCGAAGACUAAUACAUACACAAUCUCAUAAUCCACCAAGUGAAACAUUAAAGAAAACAAUAUCAGAAAUGAGGAAAAAGAAGAAGAAUAUGACGAAUCGAAGCAAAAAGAAUGAUGAGUUUUUAGUUGAAGUACCAGAAUCGAUGGCUUAUUUAGAUACACUUAAAAUUCCUGUUGUUCUUGUUGCUGUUGCUGUUGCUGUUGCUCUAUUCGCCAAAGUUCUCGUGCUGUAUGAUGAAUCAAAAUCUCAAGAGAGGAUUGAGCGCAAAAUUAGGAAUGCUCCUGAAGGUCAAGGGACGGUUAGGAUGCUUAGUCCUGAAGAAUGGGAGGAAAUCCAAGAAGUGAGGCCAAGGACUCCUUUCGAAUCCAAGCUUGCUCGUCCAAAUGCACGGUUAAGAACUGAUGAACCACUUCGCAUGGGGGGUGUCAAAGACUGGGGUAUCGAUGUGCUCACAGAUGCACUUACUAGAGUGGAAGAAAGUAUCAGACGCUGUGCCAAGUAAUCGUUUGAUUACCCAACUACGACAACAACUGGAUUAAUGUACAGUUCCAAUUCCUGAUGGAGCGUUGAGGACUCUAGCAUGUUAGGCCUAACAUUGACUAAAGUUGUGCAUUGAAGAGCUCCUUAUGGUCAUAUGAUUUAAGAAGCAACAUGAUGAUGGAUUACACGGCUACCAAAAUACAUACUUGUGGAUUCAAAAUGGAUAAGAAAUUUUACAUUCCAACCACUCGAUCCUGAAAAAAAUUUGGGCAAUUUUUUUCAUGUCACAGUGUUUUGUUACAUUGUUUUUGUCUACAAAAAAUUCUGUACUGUCAGUUGUAUAUAUCCGACAGUGUGAUUAAAGUCCAUCAAAGUACACUUUGGUCAAAUUAGGGGAACAUCA